GUUAUUUAAAAAUCAUAUAUCAUAACAUAAAUUGGCAAUCAUAAAACGUUUUAGUUGGGGAUAUUCAAUAAUGAAUUUAAAAUUCCUUACGGGAACGCUUAAUUUGUAUUUCCGUUUUUCCAGCAUUUUCUUUAUAAUUUAUUUCUUUAUGCUCCUUUUGCUUGUCAUGCAGAAAAUUAUAGAUAGGAAUGUGUAUUCAGAAGUAUGAUAUCCCAUUUUCUUUUUGUUUAACCAGAAGCCAAUUUUGUUUCUCCCUGAGUAGAUAUAUAAGUCUUGUAGUGUAUCAAUGACAGAUUGAAUAAUUGAAAUGUAUAUAUUAUCAUAGGGAUGAUGGCGACUCAUAGUGGAACUACCGAUGAUCUUCUCUCCAAGUUGGCUGAAGACAUCGAGACGGGUGAACAGAUGGAGGGCUUAGGACGAUCACUUGGAUUCAAACAUGCAGCUGUCAAUAGAUACACAGAGACCAACAACAAGGGAGACCGGGCCACCUGUAAGGGAACACGUGACAUGCUGUUUGACUGGAGACAGACCGUGGAGCCAGCAUUUCAGCAUUCCAGGCUGAAACAAGCUCUCAUUGAUGCUCAUCUAGUCAUGCUUGCUAAAACUCAUCUCGAAGGGGUUUCAAGUACUCCAGAUAUAUUCGGCAAGAAGAUCUCAGAAUCAUUGACUGUGGGACAAUGUCGUGAGAAGCUGAGACACAGGUACCUCGAUAAAUUGUGCAAAAUUCAACUGAGGCCCUGGGAUAAAUCAAAUUACGCUGAGCUCAAAGAUUUGCAUACGGUCGUAACAAUGAUGAGAAAAGACUCGAGUGGAAAAAAUACCAAAAAGAAAGAAGAAUUGGAGGGCUCUGUUGAUAAGAUAUUCUCUACCAAAGUAAACGGGAGACUGCCAUCUCGAAUCCUUAUAUCAGCUCCAGCUGGAGUAGGGAAGACAACAGCUGUUGCAAAGAUAGCGUACGACUGGGCUCAAGAAAAAAAAGAAUCGGCAUUGGAGCAGUUGCCACUUCUUUUUGCUGUUAGAUUUCGUAACACAGGCCACAUGACAUCGAUUGGGGAAGCCAUCAAAGCUCAGCUUUUAAGCGACGUCCAUGAUCUCAAACCGGACGAUAUAGAGAGUUUUAUCCGUGAAAAUCAAGAGAUCUGUCACAUCAUACUUGACGGACUGGAUGAAUAUGCCGGUAUUUCUUCACUGAACAAUAUUGUCAGCGUCAUUCGAUGUGACGAGUUUCCACAAUGUCGCGUGCUUAUAACAACACGCCCUCAUCUAGAAAGCUACUUCAAUCAUGAUGACCUUCCGAGGGUAUACACUAAAAUGUGGAUCGAAGGAUUUUCAAUGGAGAGUUCCAGAGAGUACAUCGAUAGAUUCUUCACACUGUCUUCGAGCGAUGAAAAGAGGGAUAAGCUGAAAGAAUACCUCAACGACCAACCACUCAUCGAUGAACUUGUAAAAACACCCCUCUUUUGUCUUAUGAUCUGUCACCUGUGGAGUGAAGAUCAACUAGGAAGUGAUGUCAGUACCCAAACAGAUUUGUUUGACAGUGUAAAUACAUUUUUAAUGCACCAUGCAAAUGCUCGCUCAGGUUUAACAUUCACUCACAAAAACUUAAAUGGGAUCGUCAACGAAAUUGGCAGAGUUGCGCUCUACGGUCUACUCGAUGAUGCCAAAAAACUAAUCUUCACGCUCCGAGAUUUCCGAAGAGUUCCUUGUAUCCUCGAUAAAGCAUGCGAGAUCGGAAUAGUAUCAAAGACGACAGUGCCAAUCACAAACCUUCCUCAGUCCGACGAGACCACUUCCACUCAAAUUGAAUUUUAUCACAAAUUAGCACAAGAACAUUCGGCGGGUAAAUUCAUCGCCAGUGAAACAUGGCGCAUACUAUUCCGGUUAAGAGUAUCUAAGUUGGACCGAAUAUUGUGGAAGAUUAAUUCAAACAUCGGAGACUAUGAGCAACUCAUCCGAUUUGCUGCUGGCACAGACAGGCACCUAGGAAUACGAAUAAUGGAGGCACUCCUUGCAAACGAGCAUUUGGAAGAGAACGAACGGUACCGCAUUCUACUUGACUGUUCAUCAGAGUCCAAGGAUAGUGGAGGAAACAUGUCUUCGUUGGUUCAAAGAUGUGUCACUGCACAGAGUAUGAUUCUUAAGUCACCAACUAUGUAUACUGUCGUUGGGCUGCAAAAUCUUCCCAAGCCACUGCAACGUGAGGUAAAAACAAUGAGGUUCGUGGAGUCUGUGCUUACGGCUGACGUGGCCAGACGAAUGUGGUCCUGUCUCAAAUCAUUUCCUAACUUACAUACCAUCAGCAUCAGAGACACUUCUGUAAGUGUUCCAUCAUUUCUUCCAGAGCUCCCAUCAGUUACUCGUCUGUUAGCCAAGAGAAUUACGCCUAGCUGUUACACAAGCGUACUCUUAUCUCUACCUCAUGCAAGGGAGCUCGAUGUAUCCAUCGUAAUUGAAAAUACGAGCAACACUUUCGAGAUGAAAACCGAUACUAACCGUAUGAAUCAAAUUGUACAUAGUCCACCCGAUCUUCAAACUAUCAAAGUGACACUUCAACAAUGUGUGUCACAGUCAGUGGGUGAAGUCAAUUUGGGAUUGAAAUCUGGAGGUCUUGCCCUUCUAUUUGGAGAACAAUCUCGGAAUCAGCACCUACUAUCUGUUUCUGGUGAUAUGGGCAGAUACGGAGAAACCCUGGUUGACCUGUUUGUCAAGACGACACAACUUACCUACUUGAAUUCUCCGUAAGUACUUUUUCUCUCAUUAACAAAACCAGAUCAACUUCCUACCCCCCCCCCCCCCCUCACUGAUCCACAUUUUGGUGUUUAAUUUAGAUCGUAAUUUACUCCAUGAUAUGUAGCCAAGGUUUUGCAAGACAGUGAGGAAGCUUUGCUGGGUGUCAUGGACUCUCAUUAUAUAUAUAUCUUAAUUUGCUUUGUUCAGUCAUAUAUUCCUUCUCGUUUUUUUUGUUUUAAAAACAGGUAUCUACAUGUCUUUGAGAAAGUCGUUGUUUUAUCAUUCCAAUAAAAUUAUAAGAGCUAACAUGCAAAAGGGACUAAAUCCAGUUUUAUCAUUUGGCAUUUUCUUGCAUGUUUAAAUGGGCAUUCACCAUGUGCAUAAAACUGA
Molecule: messenger RNA, 3120 nt
Organism: Lytechinus pictus (painted urchin)
Lineage: Eukaryota; Metazoa; Echinodermata; Echinoidea; Temnopleuroida; Toxopneustidae
Exons: 3
Coding region: 328-2742 (804 amino acids)
Source: RefSeq, a predicted model, not a curated record